AAGAAGACAAUACACCAAAAGAAGGAAAAAGAAUAAAGAUAGCGCAUCCUCCGUUCCGGUGUUCUCGGUUGCCCGACUAUGUAAAAAAAUGUCCUUCUACGCUGUUCAGAAUCUGCAAAACUUGGUGCCCUCUCAUUUUGGAUCAAAUCUAUUUUCCAUCUCCUUGCUUCUCUACUCCCACUAAAUCGGACUGCCAGCUCAACGUAACCCUACUCUUCCCUCUCUUUGAUUUUGGAUGUUUACUACGCUCUUAUGCCUAUUCUUGGUGUCCUUCUAUCAAUUUCGCAUAUUUUUCGUUUUUCAUCUCUUACGUACCGAUUUCCAAUUGUAUUGUGCUGCCUGUUCCUGUACUAUCAAAUUUCUCUCAUGUCAUUUCUAAUAAUAUUCUGUCAUUGAUAUGUGCUGUGUUAUCAGCAUGAUUUCUCCUGGAUUUCACGACUUCAAUGGAUCACUGCAGCUUUGUAAUCACGCCAAUGAUUCAAAUCCUCAUAACAUCUAUGCAUUUUCUCCACCCUUUGUCCGGAGGGGUAAUGAUAAUGACAUUCCUUUCUUUAGAAGAGGGUUUUGUCGUGUAAGAAAUUACAAGCUUUCUGUUGUUUGUGCCACCACCCCACAAGCUUCAAUUAAGGACCAUUUUGCACCUAUUUCUCGUUUGAAUAUCGAUGAUUCUAAGAACCCUUCUUCAAUUGAAACAGCUCUGAUAUUAAUUCGACAUGGUGAGUCAAUGUGGAAUGAGAAGAAUUUAUUCACUGGCUCUGUUGAUGUACCUUUAACAAGGAGAGGUGUAGACGAAGCAAUUGAAGCUGGUAAGAGGAUUUGCAACAUACCACUAGACUUUGUGUAUACUUCUGCUUUAAUUCGCUCGCAAAUGACAGCUGUGCUUGCUUUGACUCAACAUCGCUGCAAAAAGACAAACUUAUGCUUUCAGGUGCCUAUCAUUAUGCAUGAUUGUAGUAAACAGGCAGAGGCAUGGAGUCAAAUUUACAGUGAUGAGGCUAAAAUGCAAUCAUUUCCUGUUAUUAGAGCGUGGCAAUUGAAUGAAAGAAUGUACGGUGAGCUACAGGGAUUAAAUAAACAGGAGAUUUCCGAAAGAUACGGUGAAGAGCAAGUGCAUGAAUGGCGUCGGAGCUAUGAUAUUCCUCCGCCUGAGGGUGAGAGCUUGGAGAUGUGCUCACAGAGAGCAGUCGGAUAUUUUAAGGAACAUAUUGAACCACGGCUGCAAUCUGGGAAGCAUGUUAUGGUUGCAGCCCAUGCUAAUUCGCUAAGGUGUAUUAUCAUGUAUCUAGAAAAAUUGACUACCUGCGAGGUAAUUAACUUGGAACUAUCAACUGGGGUACCAUUACUUUACAUAUACAAGGAGGGAUCGUUUAUGAAGCGAGGAAGUCCUGUAGGUCCUUCAGAAGCUGGUGUAUAUGCAUUAACAAAGAGUCUAGCACUUUACAGGCAAGAGUUGGACGAAAUGUCUUGCUGAACUCCCUAAAAUUCAGGAAACCAGUGGACUCACAGGGGCUUGCUUCUUCUUCUUGUUCUAAAACCAUACGGUUGAUACUAAUUACAAAGUGUUUGUUGCUCGUAUGUGGAGAAGUGAUCUCUGUUUCUGGAGUGUUAUUGAGGUUAUCUGCAGCUGGCUCAAGCACUUCCUGAAAGGACUAGGUGCAUUUGAACAGGAAAAAUAGGUAUUUCACAGAAGCCACAGAUACAAAAUUUCUUCUUCAUUCAUCUGGAACGCCGUGCACUUGAUUGUAAUUGUUCAUAUCUGUUUAGUUGUAGAGAAACCGAAGUAUAAUUAUGAUAGUUACUACCCAAUUUGCUAAUUAUUUAAUGUUGUGGAUUAAAAUAUC
Messenger RNA from Cucumis sativus (cucumber), 1841 nucleotides. RefSeq names its product 2,3-bisphosphoglycerate-dependent phosphoglycerate mutase. NCBI's taxonomy places the organism in Eukaryota, Viridiplantae, Streptophyta, Magnoliopsida, Cucurbitales, Cucurbitaceae. Gene Ontology annotation, biological process: glycolytic process. The coding region runs from base 398 to 1471 and encodes 357 amino acids. The transcript has 8 exons. Gene Ontology annotation, molecular function: intramolecular phosphotransferase activity. The record is from RefSeq and is a predicted model, not a curated record.